Messenger RNA from Cydia pomonella (codling moth), 7515 nucleotides. RefSeq lists its product as uncharacterized. NCBI's taxonomy places the organism in Eukaryota, Metazoa, Arthropoda, Insecta, Lepidoptera, Tortricidae. The record is from RefSeq and is a predicted model, not a curated record. The transcript has 10 exons. Bases 53 to 3232 code for a protein of 1059 amino acids. Gene Ontology annotation, molecular function: zinc ion binding; nucleic acid binding.
AUACUGGAACCUCUCUCCCUUUUUGUGUCAAGAUUCUGAAGCAAAUCGGGUAAUGCCAUUGCAGACAUCUAAAGACCACAAAGAAAACAAAUCCGAUUACAUACACAACCAUCUGCUGAAAGCAAAUAGCUAUACCAUAAAUAAUGAUAUAUUCAGCCGAAACCAAUAUAUAAUAAAUGGUAUAGUAUUUAAGGAAAAUAUUAAAGUUAGUAAAUAUAAGGAGUUUGAGCUGUAUAAGUUAAAAAUGGAUGAUUAUGCUGAUUCUUCAGGUGUGUCUAUAGAAAAUGACAUCCACCUCCAACUGACUCUAGAACUUGUCCCAAAUGGCUUCAUCAUAAACUCCAACGUGUUUCUCACCCACCAGCAGUGGCACACCAUCUAUCCUGUGUCCGAGAAUUUCCAUCGCUGUGCUGUGUGCGGGAUCUACUGUGAUGCCACAGAUCAUAUAGGCUCGAGUGAGCAUGUAGCCAACAUGCAGACAUAUAAGCCGCUUAAUAAGUAUGAUUUGACUAUUACUAGAAAGAUCAACAACAACUUUCAUUGCGGCGUCUGCAACACAAUAUUCGACCAAUCACUGAAACCCGAGCACUUCUCCAGCAAAACACACGAAGACAAACUUUUAUUCGCCAUCAACAGAGUCUCCGACAUCAUGUAUGAUUUCAACAUACACAACAACAAUAAUAAUGAGAAGAAAGAUUCAUACUAUUUCAACGUUAAGCAUAACCAUCAAAAUGCCUGCAUGUUAGAAGAACCAGAUGAAACACUAGAAGAAUACAGUAAUGAAGAGAUUGAGAUUUUAGAAAAGAGAAUAUAUAAUUAUAAUGAUAAUGAUUGGUAUCCGUUGGAUUAUAAUGAGGAUUAUAGUGAUGAUGAUUAUUAUGAGGAGCCGAUGCAGAAUUUGGAGUUUUCUUAUGCGUCUAUGGCUAAAAAACCGAAGUCUGAUGAUUUGCCUGAUGUUUUAGAGGUAGAUUUAGGUAAUAAGAAAGUGACAGUAAAAUUCAACUCGUGGAACAUGCUGAUACGUCCUAUGCCCAACCGCUUCUACUGUAUGGCCUGCAAGGAGCUCGACCACUUCAGGAACAGAGCAGAACAUUGCAAGAGCGAAGGACAUAUAGCCAGACUCAACACCUGUACUGUGGUCGACGAGUAUGAGAAGUACUUUGUGAGACAGGUCGAUGACAAAUGCUACCACUGUGGCCACUGCAACAACCUCCAACUCAUCAACGUGAUGGAAGACCACAUCCGAUCCGUCCACACACAUCCUACCACCGUCUCCGCACUCCUCGACUCACCAGCUAAAAAAAUAACACAGUCCACACCCACCAAAACUACAACCAAAACAGAUACAAGAAAUGAUAAUAUACCACAAAAUGAAACAGGAAAUGAUCAAAUAGCUGUUGCAAAUGAAACUAAAGUGAUAAUCAACCCAGCAAGUGUGUUUGACGGUCUCCGAUCAGCUAAUAGCAAUUUUGAUGAUAUAAUAAUCUGUACGUUUGGUAUUAAUCUUCGUGUAUCCAAGUUGGCGUUUAAUAUAGUGUGUGAGGGUGAAAAUGACUAUUAUUGUGGACUUUGUGAAGUGAAUAUAGAUAAGGAGCGGCUGAGGCUGCAUGUGAAUGAUGUGCAGCAUUUGACUAGGUUGCAGCGGACGCCUUUUAUACAGGCCUUUAAUGUGCAUUUGUUUAGAGAGAUUCGCGACGCCCUUCAUUGUGGACUAUGUAACGAGCUUAUACAAAUUAUGCCAGAAUUUAUUAUAAAACAUAAAUACCUAGAAAAACAUAUUGUAAGCCUACACAGAGCUCUGGGCUAUUUCAAAAAUGACAAUACACUUAAUGAGGCUAAGAAUGGUACAGAUCUUCGUAAUGGUGCUAUAGCUCAACCAAAGCCAAUAGCAGAAAUUCCAAAAAUAGCUACUGCAAAUGUAGCAAAUAAAAAUGUAGUUAAUACAAAUAAUGGUGUCCAAAAAGAAGCUAUUACAAAUAAAAAUGUGGCUUUAAAUAAUAUACCAUUACCAAAUAUAGCUAAUAAGAAAAUUGUACCGAUUGUUAAUAAGAAUGUAACUAUAACGACAGUUAAUAGUAACAAGAAUGAUAAUGUUACUGUUAAUACAAAUAAAAUAAAUGUAGAUGCAACGAAAAAUGUACCGUUAAACGUCAAAAAUGGACCAAAUACUGCUAAAGAAAGCAAUACAAAUAAUAUAAAUGUAGAUGUUAGAAAUGGACCAAAUAAAGAAAACUUAAAUGAUAUGGACAAUAUAGAAGCAGAUAUAGCACAAUUUAGAAAUGAAGAGUUCGUAACAGUGAAAAAUGGUGUUAAAGAAGAAAUAACAGAUGAAUUGGACGAUUCAUACAUUGAAGAUUUCGAUUUAGAAGAAUAUGUUUAUAUAAAACUGGGUAAUAGUUAUAUAAAGAUAACGAAUACAUCGUAUAACUCUUUAGUGGAUGUGGGGGAUGGCAGUAAAUAUUGUUUUGUGUGUUCGUGCGUGGUGUGUGAGCUGAGUAAGCAUGUGGAGAGCCGGGGGCAUAUGGAGAAUAUGGAGAAGUUUAAAUUUCUUGAUAAGUACAAUGAAGAUUUGUUGAGACAGUUCUAUCUCAUGUACCACUGCAGCAUCUGCAACGUGGUCAUCACCAGAAAGCAACUGCACCAACACCUCUCCUGGCCCACCCACGCACUCCAAACAGAAAACACCAAGAUAUCCUCCAAAAAACGCAAAACAGAAAUCAAAACGGGCACCAAACAGAUAACAGUCACCGCUCAGAAAGAAAACAUAUAUUUAAACGAAAAAGAGUCUGAUAUUAAGAUAUUUAAAAAUAUAACUAUAGAAAAAGAAAAGCUUGAAAUCGAAAGGAUAAAUAAGAUAGUUAUUUUCAAUGAUAAUGUGUUGAAAGUUCCUUUUGAUUGUUGGCACAGUUUCAGUGAAACAGCCAAUGGGUAUAGAUGUAAAGUGUGCCAAACCGAGUUUGAGACGAAUGAGUUUGGUUUGCAUGUGGGUAGCGAGUGGCAUAAGGGGAAUUUGGAGAAGAUUGAGAAGCAGUAUUCUCCGGCGCUGAUAAGAAAGAUAAACGGCGCGACCUUAAACUGCGUGAUGUGUAACACGGAGGUUUCGAAUCGGAAACAUAUCAUCACCGAACAUAUUCAGGGCAAGAAACAUAUCAAACACUAUGAAAAUAUGCUCAAAGAGAGCUCCGGGGCCAAUAGCUAUGCCGAUUGCGAUCAAGAUGUCGUUAUGUUGUGAAGAACACCUUAGAAAUACGUGUAAUUUGGGUAUGAAAAAUAUGUACGAAUGUUUUUUAAACAUAUCUACGAAUAGCUCAAUUUUCAAUAGCUUUUCUUAAUACUGCGUUCAAGAUUAAACAACGUUUUAAACAUCUUUUUUUUGUGCCAUAUUUGGGACAUUAUAAGCAGUCCGGAUUAUAUCGCACUUAGAAAUAUGGCUGUGAAGAAAUCUGUUAUAGACUAAGUAAAAAAAAAAAACCUGUUUAAAAAAUUUUUUACAGUACAUUGUACAGUCAGCGUCAAAUACUUUGUAGCAACCAAAGUAGCCAAAUAGUUCGGUACACCAUAUAUUUAGUAUGGUGUACCGAACUAUUUGGCCACUUUGACUGCUACAAAGUAUUUGACGCUGACUGUACGUUACAUAUGCGAAUAGGUAAUUCGCAACUCGUGUCGAUUUAAAACACACCCUUCGGUCCUGUUUUAAUUUAUCGCCACUCGUUACGAAUUUCCUAUUUUUCGCACUUGUAUCGUAACUAUUUUUCUACGAAGACAUAUUGUUUAAAAACACAUUCAGUAAACCAUAGUACAGUCGCCAAUAGCUAUUCCAUUUGUGAUUAGAACGUGAUAAUGUGAAUCUCGUAUUUUUUAUUUGUGCCAUAUUUGGGACAUAUCAAAGAUAGCUAUGUGGUGAAAUAGAGUCAGACCAAUAUAAGUUAGCAGCGAUUUGACAGCCCAGCGCAAGUGUUAUUUUAAACGUCAAACAUCUAUGAAAUUAUGACGUUACUUAACACUUGCACAGGCACAAAAUCGCUGCCAAAUUAGCUUGGUCUGACUCUGGCCUGCUUUAAGUUGCUGUGAUGAUGUAUUUUUAAGGGUACUAUUUUAAGGUUUUUAUAAACUUUUUAUCACAUGUACCGUAUUUGGUACAUAGGAAAGUUUCAUAAUUUCAUAAGUUUGAGAUAAUCCAAAAUAAAGUACUAGUAAUACAACAGUCAUGCCAAGGCCCCAUUUCUCGAACGAUAUUAGUCUAAUUUUUUUAGUGUUUUGCCAUGGUAACCCAUACGAUUUGACAGUUCGUGGACUAAUAAUAUUAAUCUAAUACCGUUCGAGAAAUAGGCUCCAGAUGUCCUUGUGAAUGCUCAAAACAAUAUAUGCAAAAUACAAAUACUUUGUAUAUUUACUUUUGUUUCGAUUAGUUAGGAGUGUCAGAGUACAAGAUAGUUAAACUAUUGUUUUUAUUUUGUGUUGCAUUUGACUUAAUAUACAUAUUACGAUGUAAAACUACGUGUUGGAUUAUAAUGAAACUUUGCGCAUAUAAUGCGGAGGUAUAUCUAGUCCUGUAAUUAGUUUAUAUAGCUUAUAAAACAAACGAAAUAGAGCAAAAACAAGUUUUGUAUGGAAAACUUAAAUUCGCUGUAUUUUUUUAACUAUGGUAUCUGAAGCUACAUGAACUAAUUGCAGCACUAGAUAUAUCUUAUCCUAUUGUAAGUAAAUAGCUUCAGAGCAAUCUAGCUAGUCGUUAAAAAAUGAGAGCGUAGCUACGUUUCUACGGAGAAUCGAGCAUGCUGAGGGCUCUUAAUAUUUCAUCUGCAUUCUUCAUGGUCCCAAAUAUGUUACAUUACUAUCAAAUGAUUUUUAAUUGCCAUUUAAUCUUUUAAAUCUGACCAAAUGAGAAAUAUGCCAUUGAAUUUUGAACCAAAAACAAAUAUAUAAUUGGAUUAUCUUCGGUUGGAAUUUUAUGAAUAUUUUUAUGGUUCAAUUUAUUCAAAUUAUAUUUCAUGUGGGUACAUGGGAUUUAAAAGACUAAAUAUUUCUAUAAGUACAUGGCUCUCCCAAAUAUUACAUUAUUAUAUUCUAUUUUAUUUAUUCUGCUGUUAAGAUCUGUCAUAAGGUACAUGAUUACAUUCCUACCAAACAAUUUAUUAUACUAUUUUUUUAAACUUAUGUUUCAUUAUGUUUUUUUUUGUUUACUAAUAAGUGCAUGAGAGGAGGCCUGUGCCCAGCAGUGGGACGUAUAUAGGCUGAAUUAUUAUUAUAAACUAAUAAGUAGAUUUAAGUUUUAUCAUUUUUCAUUAAUUCUAGUUUUAUAAUGAUAUUAUUUUCCAAUUUGUACCUUAAAAAUAUUUCUCAAAUAAGUACACUCUUUAGACGUAAAUUACUUCUUGAAGAUUUUGAAUUUAAAAAACGGCGGAAGUUUUAAAAUUUAUUUUGUUUUCUUGAUUAAAACAAUUUAUAUUUUAUUUUAUUCCCUUGUGAAGGAUUUAAUUUCCAUAACAAGGGAUUAAUUAUAUUAACAUGUAAGUUGCAAAAGUUAAGUGAAUAUGUAUUUUUGUAUUACAUUGGUAUGUUCUUAGGUUAAGUGACUUCAAAUAUAGAAAUAAGAUCAUUAUGUGCCUUAAUAGCAAUCCAGAGACUUAUUUCAGACAAAAAUAUUUGCUAUAUAUUAGGACUUUUCUAUGUAAAAUCUCUAAUAUUAUUAGCAUAAUAUUUUACUUGCACCCAUUUCUCGAACGGUAUUAGUCUAAUAUUAUUAGUGUGUUGCCAUGGUAACACAUACAACUUGACAGUUCGUGGACUAAUAUUAUCAGUGUGUUACCAUGGUAACACAUACAACUUGACAGUUCGUGGACUAAUAUUAUCAGUGUGUUACCAUGGUAACACAUACAACUUGACAGUUCGUGGACUAAUAUUAUCAGUGUGUUACCAUGGUAACCCAUAUGACUUGACAGUUCGUGGACUAAUAUUAUCAGUGUUGCCAUGGUAACCCAUAUGACUUGACAGUUCGUGGACUAAUAUUAUUAGUCUAAUACCGUACGAGAAAUGGGCCCCUUAGGCUAAUACUAUUAUAUUAGUCUAAUAAUAUUAGUGUUUUGCCAUGAUAACCCAUACGACUUGACAGGGGUCCAUUUCUCGAACCAUAUAAGGCUAAUAUUAUUAGUUUGUUGUCAUGGAAACCCAUACGAUUUGAUAGUAUGUGGACUAAUAAUAUUAGUCUAAUACCGUUCAGCUUCAGAUGUCUUUGUGAAUGCGCAAAAUACAAAUACUUUGUAUAUUUACAUAUAUUUUGUUUCGAUUAGUUAGGAGUGUCUGAGUACAAGAUAGUUAAAAUAUUUCUGAAAUAAGUACACUCAUUAGACGUAAAUAACUUCUUGAAGAUCGAAUUUAAAAACGGCAGAAGUUUUAAAAUUUAUUUUGUUUUGUUGAUUAAAACAAUUAAUAUUUUAUUUUAUUCCCUUGUCAAGGAUUUAAUUUUCAUAACAAGGAAUUAUUAUAUUAAUAUAUAAGUUGCAAAAGUCAGUGAAUAAGUAUUUUUGUAUUACAUUGAUAUUUUCUUAGGUUAAGUGACAUCAAUUAUAGAAAUAAGUUCAGUGUACAGUAUGUGCCUUAAUAGCAAUCCAGAGACUUAUUUCAGACAAAAAUAUUAGCUAUAUAUUAGGACUUUUUUUAUGUAAAAUCUCUAAUAUUAGCAUAAUAUUUUAUUUGCACCGGGGGGCAAGGUAUUAGACUAAUAUUAUUAAUCCAAGGACUGUCAAAAUGAAUGGGUUACGAUGGCAACACAGUAAUAAUAUUAAACUAUUAUUAGUACUUCGGCUGACACAAGAGCGAAACAGGUCGUCGAGCCGUAAGUUCGCGAACUUACUCGCACAUCUAUUCGGGACUUAAUACUAGGGCCCAUUUCUCGAACGGUCUUAGUCUAAUAUUAUUAGUAACCCAUAUGACUUGACAGUUCGUGAACUAAUAUUAUUAGUCUAAUACUGUUCGAGAAAUGGGCCCCUUAGACUAUAUUAGUCUAAUAACGUUAGAGAAAUUGGCCCCAGUUCUUUGGCGCUAUAUCUCACAUUAAGGGAGUUUGCGUGUGACAGGCUGUUUAGGACGAAAAUGUUCUACCACUAUGUUGAGCGUGCGUAGAUCUUUUUGGACACCUAGACCGUUUAGGUACUUGUGCUGUACGUUAACAUAUGUCAAUAUUACAGAUGUUGUGGCGUUAUACAUGUAAUUAUUAUUGUUUUAUGAGUAAUACAAAUGUUUUCAAGUCAGUAUUUACUUAAGAUUUUUUAAUUUGUGCCAUUUUGUUUGAUAAUUAUUAGAAUUAGGACAUAGACAGCGAAUAAUAAGACUUAUAGAUGUAAAUAUUUGUUGCCGCAAAUUUAAAAGCUCCAGGCUCUAAAUUCGCCUACAAUAUUUUGCACUAAUUUAUUCGUUUUAGUAUUCGUUUGUCUAUAAUUUAAAAUUAAGUUAUAAUUUUUGCAGAAGUGGUUAUUGUAUUCAAAUUUUAAACUUUAUAUAAAUAUUUCAUAAUAA